Varroa destructor (honeybee mite) is the source of this 564-nucleotide messenger RNA. RefSeq lists its product as uncharacterized. The record is from RefSeq and is a predicted model, not a curated record. NCBI's taxonomy places the organism in Eukaryota, Metazoa, Arthropoda, Arachnida, Mesostigmata, Varroidae. Gene Ontology annotation, biological process: positive regulation of transcription by RNA polymerase II. Gene Ontology annotation, cellular component: nucleus.
AUGUCGGCCGAAUCAGUCGGCAGCAACUGCUGGACAGGCGAUUACGAUUCUGAGGUACCCUCGCUUCCAAAUCCCUGGCGUGACGGCGGCACGCUCACUGUCAGCGUUCAUCGUCAUCGACAGAGUCUAAUGCCGGCAGCGACAUGCCCUCCAAUCAGUUUAAACCAGCAUUCACAACACGUGUUAGCGUCUAGCGAUACAAUUAUUCCUGUUCUGCAAACAGAUGCCGGAGCGAUUCUCGAGCUUGAGGACGAUGUGCAGGAAGAUAUUAGGAAGCAUAUAACGACACGGGACAGUGUUCAUCAUUGCCGUCACUGCGAGUACCGUACAACGUUCCUAGGUGAUAUGAAGGCUCAUUACUAUCAUCGGCACGCGGCCGUGAAGCCGUUCAAGUGCUUAUUUUGCGGGAUGCGGUUCGCCCGCAAGAACAGUCGACGUCUCCAUAUGAUGACGGUGCAUACAAAUCAGCGUCGAUACCAGUGUCCUCAUUGUGACAAGACAUACGGUUAUCGCUGCCACAUGAGGCGGCAUAUCAGGGUCGUGCAUGAGGGUGGCUGUUAUUAA